GAAAUUGUGCAGUGAUUAAGGCGGAAGUGACGUAUGUGACUAGGCCUACACGUGCGAGUGCAUAUGGUGUCUGGCGCUUCACGUUGGAACGGUCGACUUUAGUCCAAGAUGAAACGACCAAAGCUAAAGAAAGCGAGUAAGCGAUUGUCAUGUGCUAAACGGUAUAAAAUACAAAAGAAGGUCCGAGAGCACAACAGAAAGUUAAAAAAAGAGGCCAAGAAGAAAGGAGUGGGCAAACGACCCAAGAAAGAUCCAGGAGUGCCAAGUAGUGCUCCGUUUAAGGAGGAAGUCUUGCGAGAGGCUGAGCAGAGGAGACUCCAGAUUGAAGAGGAAAAAGAGAGACAAAAACAAGCAGCGAAAGCAGAGCGCACUAAGAAGAGGAAAAAGGAAAAGGAGUCUGAAAGCAAAGAAAAAGAACCCAAAGCCAAAAAAGCACGCCAGGAUAAGAAAUAUCCAGAAAGAAAGAAUGCAGAAUUAAGGAAAUCUAAAAAGUUUCAGUGUGCUGAAUUAAACAAGGUCAUCGAUGCAUCUGAUGUUAUAAUAGAAGUGCUGGAUGCGCGCGAUCCACUGGGCUGCAGGUGUCCACAGCUGGAGGAGCUGGUGCUCCAGAAGGAAGGCAACAAGAAACUGCUUUUUGUUUUAAACAAAAUAGACUUGGUGCCAAGAGCAAAUGUGGAGGAGUGGAUUCAGAGGUUAGAGCAGGAGUUUCCGGUUGUGGCCUUCAAAGCGUCAACGCAAGUUCAACGUGAAAAAGCGCAAGGGAAGAAGAGGAAAGGCAGGAUCAAGGCCUCCAAUCAAGUCUUUGGCAAAUCCAAAGGAGCCGCCUGCUUUGGAAGCACUCUUCUGACUGAGCUGCUCACACAUUACGCCGCCGACAGGGACGGCCACACUCGUCUCAGAGUAGGCGUAGUUGGCUUUCCUAAUGUGGGGAAGAGCAGCCUAAUCAAUAAUCUGAAGGGAAGUCCUGCAUGCAUCGUUGGUACGAAGAGAGGCAUCACAAAAUCCAUGCAGGAGGUGCAAAUCUCACAGUAUGUGAAUCUGGUAGAUAGUCCGGGAAUUUUGGCCUGUCCAUCUAACCCGGCAGCCACCAUGGCUUUGAGGAGCCUGCAAGUGGAAGACGGCCAGGAGAGCGUGCAGGAGGCUGUCAGCACUCUGCUCAAACAGUGCAACAAGACUCAGAUCAUACUUCAGUACAAUAUCGCCAACUACAGAAACGCCGCGGAGUUUCUAAACCUGUUGGCCAAAAAGCGUAGCUUCUUGCAAAAGGGUGGAACCCCGAAUACAGCGCAGGCCGCUUCAGUGUUUCUGGAUGAUUGGACUGGAGCCAAGCUUAGCUACUACUGCAAGCCCACAGACAAACACGGCCUCCCUGCCUACGUGACAGAUAGCGUCAUCGCAGAGAUGUGGAGCACCCUGGAUUACAAGCAACUGCAAAUCGGCAACGAGAGCACUCUGAGCAGUGUCAAAUUCCCAACCCCGGCCAGCAGCAUUAACUUUACGUCCAGUGGUCCCACUAAAGGUCAGCUGGUGGUCAGCGACCUCGCUGAAGAAAGAAAUGGUGGUGGAUCCGUAAAGGAUGAGGUCGUGGUGGAGGAGGAAGCGGAGGAGGAGAACAAAGAAGAGCCUGAACAGACGGCAACAAAUGCAGAAGAACCAGAGAACGGGUUACCUGAAGAAAAAACAACCCAUAUCCAGUUCAAGUCGGUGCCCAUCGAAAUCGGCUCCUCCACAGUGGAAACAGACGAUGCCUACGACUUCAACACUUAUUUUAUAUGAACUUUUGCCCGAGUCCAUAAAGUCGGGUGGAGGUGCUGACCUCCAUUUACAAACAUGCAUAACAUCCACUCGCUGCAAAUCUGAAAGCUUUUUAUGAUUGAUACAACUCAGUCCGAAAAAUUGUAUAUAUGUCAACCUAUCAGAUUUGGAUACUCAUUGUCCUGUAUGAUGCAAUCCAUUUUGGUCGUAUCUAUGAACAUUUUGUAUAUAGAUGCCACUGAUCGAAUAAACCAGUUCCUUCCAAUCUGCUGCCCAAU
Messenger RNA from Hippocampus comes (tiger tail seahorse), 2033 nucleotides. RefSeq names its product G protein nucleolar 3 (gene gnl3). The transcript has 15 exons. The record is from RefSeq and is a predicted model, not a curated record. Gene Ontology annotation, cellular component: nucleolus. Lineage: Eukaryota; Metazoa; Chordata; Actinopteri; Syngnathiformes; Syngnathidae. Bases 109 to 1776 code for a protein of 555 amino acids. Gene Ontology annotation, molecular function: GTP binding.